AUGCUAUUGUUGAUGCCUUUUCAAGCCAAAGGUGAUGACAUCGAGGGUAACCGAAAUGCUGAAAGCAUCAUGUUGGAUGAACAAACCUUACAAAGGGACCUGCAGAUUACGAUCGAGGAAGAAAACUAUGCUGAAGCAGCAAAAAUCAAGGAUGAUCUUCGAGUCCUACAUGAGGACAGUAAGGCUUUGGUACUGAUAGCAAAUUUUGGGUUUUAUGAUGCUUUUAGGAGAGGGGAUCUAGCCAUGAUGCAAAACCUUUGGGUGAAAGGAGAUGAUGUCUGUUGUGUGCACCCAGGGGGGAAUGGGAUAUCUGGUUAUGAUUCCAUAAUGAAAAGCUGGAAAAUUGUGUGGAUGAACUUCGAAUUUCCACUAGAGAUAAAGCUGAAAAAUGUUCGAGUUCAUGUUAGAGGAGAUUUUGGGUAUGUUACGUGCAUGGAAUUUGUCAAGACAACAAAAGGUAGCAAUUGGGGUUCGCAGUUUGUAAUAAAUGUGUUUGAGAGGAUUAAUGGUCAAUGGCAUAUAUGCAUUCACCAGGCUUCUUAAGCAUAGUUACUAGUAUGUUUUGUAGUCUUAGUCAACUUAUUAUGCGUGUAUAUAUAUGGACUUGAAAACAUUUUGGAUAAUCAUUUAGAACACAUUGUUCU
Messenger RNA from Gossypium arboreum, 644 nucleotides. RefSeq names its product F-box protein SKIP8-like. The coding region runs from base 1 to 543 and encodes 180 amino acids. The transcript has a single exon. Lineage: Eukaryota; Viridiplantae; Streptophyta; Magnoliopsida; Malvales; Malvaceae. The record is from RefSeq and is a predicted model, not a curated record.